AGGUUCGUUUAAAGGAUGGUAAAGGGCAAAAUAUUCGACGACAGUGGCACGGAGGUGAAAAUGAAGAAGAGUUUUAAAAUCGACAAGAAACUGGAACCAUUUUACACAGGGGGUGGGCUCCACCUCAGUCCGGAUCAGGAGUACUUGUUCUGUCACUGUGAAAAUCUCGUCAAAGUGGUUGAAAUCUCCACCGGGCAAGCUGUUCAGUGUUUUGGUGACGAGGAGGAUGCUGCUAUCACCAUCUGUGGUAAUAACGAGCUCUUGUUCACAGCUCACCGAGCCUCGCUGUUGAUAAAACAGUGGAAAUGGAAGAGUUCUGGAGAUGAGGCACUGGUCAGAUCGUUUAAAGCUCACCCAGUCCCGGUAACGUCCAUGUCUAUGGAUUCAACAUACUCACUGCUGGCUAGUGGAGCUACUGACAGUGUCAUCAGAGUAUGGGAUAUAGAGAACAACUACUGUACCCACCAGUUUAAGGGAAGUAAAGGUGUGGUCACCCUCCUACAGUUCCAUCCUAACAAACUACAUCUCUUUUCCUCAUCCGACGACCUACUGGUCAAGAUUUGGGAUCUGGAGACUUCCACCCUGAUUCACGACCUGAAAGGGCACGUUAGUCCAGUCACCUCUCUCGUGUUUCCCAGUGAAACAGCCAUGAUCUCCGGGGGACGUGACAAGGUCCUUAACACUUGGGACCUAACAUCUGGUAAGCUGAAGGAGACACUUCCUGUGUUUGAGGUUAUUGAGGGUAUGGCUCUGUGUGAGGUUGUUGUUACAGCUGGUGAUAAGGGAGUACUUCGUGCAUGGGACAAGGCCAGUAAUAAGUGUGUUCAGCAACAGGAUCCUCCUGCUUUGAAAAGAGAGUUUGUGAACCUUAUUUCGUAUAAAUCUGGGAUACUUGCUGUUACUUUCGAUCAGAACAUUCUCAUCUACAACAAAGAACUUGAGGUCGAGAAGAAUUUGAUAGGUUACAAUGAUGAGAUAAUUGACAUUAAGUCAGCAUUUGAGGGUCAUCUUGCUCUCGCAACAAACUCAGAACAAAUAAGAAUUGUUAACCAAGACUCCCUCGCUACCAGCAUCCUUUCAGGUCACUCCGGAACAGUCCUCUCCAUAGACACAAACCCUGAACACAACCUACUCGCCAGCAGCAGCAAGGACUGCUCUGUCAUCAUCUGGAAGUGUGAUGAGGGCAGCUACACUCAAGUAGCUACUCUAACAGGACACACCAGUGCUGUAAGUGGGGUGGCUUGGUCUCAUCUUCCUGAAAACAUCCUCCUGGUGAGUGUCAGUAGUGAUCUUACUCUUAAACUCUGGCAACCAGCCAAAGGUAAUGUGGACAAGCUUCAUAAGACCAAGUGUGUGUACACCAUAAAGGCUCACGAGAAAGACAUAAACUGUGUGACUGUGUCGCCCAAUGACAAGUUUAUCAUAACGGGCUCCCUGGACAAAACAGCUAAGGUUUGGUCGUCAGAUAAAGGGAACUUGUUGGGUGUUCUGAGGGGUCACAAGAGAGGAAUCUGGUCUGUUAGGUUCAGUCCUGUUGAUCAAUGUGUGUUGACCAGUUCAGGAGACGCCUUGGUCAAGCUGUGGAGGUUAUCCGACUUUAGCUGUAUCAGAACAUACGAAGGACACUCUUCGUCCGUGUUAAACUGUCAGUUCACCUCGUACGGUAGACAGCUAGUAUCAUGUUGUGCUGAUGGUUUGAUAAAGGUAUGGAACACUCAGACCUCGGAAUGUGUCACCACACUGGAUGGGCAUGCUGAUAAAUGUUGGGCACUACUGGUAACUGAAGAUAGGAUUGUUUCAGGGGCUGCAGACUCUUUGUUGUGUUUCUGGAGGGAUGUUACUGCCGAAGAAGAGGAUGAGGAAAUAAAAGAGGAGCAGUUCCAGAGCGAACAGCAACAGGAACUCAGAAACUUACUGUUUGAUGGAAAAUUGGCUGCUGCAUUUUCUUUAUCCCUGGCUCUGAAUAUGCCUUAUAAAUGCCUAGGUGUGGCACAGAAGAUUCUUGAACUUGACGAUGGCACCACUCAACUUAGAAAUCUUAUCGAAAAUCUUCAGAUGGAUCAGAUUGAAUCUCUUUUAGAAUAUUUGGCGACUUGGAACACAAAUUCCAAGCAUACCAUAAUUGCGCAGAAUGUUUUGUUUGCCUUGUUAAGUGGUGGACAAAGUCGCUCUUUUGCGAGUAACCCUAAACUAAGAGUGCAUUGGGAAGCUCUCAUCCCGUAUACUGAACGUCAUUUUGAGCGAUUAACUAAGCUUCAACAACAAUCUACAUUUUUACAAUAUACAUGGGAUAGGAUGAAAUUAUCUGAGGUUUGAAAUUUUUAGAUCGAGAUUAUCCGUGAUAUAUCUGGGUUCUUUUACUAAAUUAUUUACAGAAAGUCUUAAUGUCACUGUGCUGUGAAUUUUUAUUAAUUUAUUGACAUUCUUACAUUUUAACUUUAUUCUAUCUGG
Molecule: messenger RNA, 2451 nt
Organism: Bolinopsis microptera
Lineage: Eukaryota; Metazoa; Ctenophora; Tentaculata; Lobata; Bolinopsidae
Product: transducin beta-like protein 3
Biological process (GO): endonucleolytic cleavage to generate mature 5'-end of SSU-rRNA from (SSU-rRNA, 5.8S rRNA, LSU-rRNA); endonucleolytic cleavage in 5'-ETS of tricistronic rRNA transcript (SSU-rRNA, 5.8S rRNA, LSU-rRNA)
Cellular component (GO): small-subunit processome; 90S preribosome; nucleolus
Molecular function (GO): U3 snoRNA binding; protein binding
Source: RefSeq, a predicted model, not a curated record